GACCAAAUGUACUCUGAGCAGAGUUGAUUUAACUCUGGGGAUUUUAAUGUGUAACACUAAGUUUAGGUAAGAUUAAGGGAUGUAGAAUAUGGUCAAUCAGAGUCAGGCAUUAAUAUGUGCUUUAUAAGGACUAAUAUACAGCCAAUAUCCUAGUAAUAGGCAUGCUAAUAAGCAAGUGGUUCAUGGUGAGAAUUGGACCCUAAACUAAAGUGUUACCAUUAUUUGACAUCAGAAAAUGUAGUAUGCAAUAUGUAAAAAAAGCUUGAAGCAGAUUCAUCAUAAAAUAAAGAAUGUUUUAGUAUGUUAUUAGAACACAUCAAACGUGUUGUUAUUAAACUGUGCUUUAGCUCAUGGUUAUUUUUGGAUGGAUACCUGAAGUGUUCUGCAGAGCAUCCACCAGGAUAAAGUCUUCAUUAAUUCAGACCAAAAGGAGAUUCUCGAGGAGGUCGCGGAAAAGCUUAAACUGCAACUGGUUGACGCCAUUCCCGCACAACCCGAAAGCCCAAGCUCAUUGACAAAGAACAUCUCGAUGGAGUCAUCUAGCACGAAUGUUGAAGACAAGACAUGCUUGGAGGUCCUACCAGAUUUGCACGCUAUACAAGAACCAGUAGCUGUUGCUGAAGAACAUCUAAGUGAAAGAAAAGCCAGUGAGGUACAUCUAAAAUCUGAAGAACCACCAACAAUUGACGCUAAGGUUCCAGAAGAUGAAGAACCUAAGAUUGUGGAUGCUGAACGGGCCUUGUUAGAAGACAAGGAACUUAUUAAAAUUUUUGAAAGCAUAAUAUCAGAUGAAAGGGAACAAUUAGCAUGUGAGAACAUUCCAGUGUGUGAAACUACCAAACAUCUGAUUGAUAAACUUGAACCUAUUUCCAAAAAACUGACGAAAGUAGCUGAUGAAUCUGAUAGUUUUAUUGCGCACGGCAUGUCUUCAGUUGUCAAAUUAGCAGUUGAUGCUGUCCACGUCCUGUCUCCUGUUGAGGAACCAGUCGUUGGAACUGAGGAGCCAUUGCUAGUUGCUGAAGAAAUUGCGGAUAUUGUUGAGGAAAUCUUGCAGAUUACUCAGGAACAAGAAACGGUGUGCCAUGCAAAUGAAACCGAAGAAGUCCUAAGCAACAAUUUCAAGGAGUCGUUGGUCGUUUCAGAGGAACCAUUAACAACAUCUGUGGAACCAGCGCUGGUUGCUGAAGAAGAAAUGUCCCCUGCCGCUUUCGAAUUCAUCUUAGAUGCUAAUGGAAAGGCAGCUGUAGAUGAGGAAAGUUGGGUGAUUAUUGAGGAACCGGCUCGACCACUGAACGUCUCUGCCCAUAGUGGACGUUCAGAAGAACCUGCGCUCACUAAAAGUAAAUGUAAUUCAGCAGAAUCUACUCAAAUUCUUUCCCAACUCAAGUCCAUUUGCACUAAGGCUUUAGAAGAUGCUUCCUAUAAGCCGCUCAGUGUAGAUGUAUGUGCUGAUGAAAGCACUAUUCACAUCACAAUUGAGGUUUGCCCGGACGAGUUCACAUGUCUGAAUAAGGUCAGUUACAACAACGAUGUUCUUUCAACGAGAAAGGCACUGCAUGGACAAACUCACCGCAUGCGAUUCACUCAAAAUCAUUUCCUCAAGAUGCCUGUCAUCGAUUAACACAAAAUUAACAUGAAUUGUUCCUGAAAGUGUCGUCGAAACUUACUGCAUCAAAAAAUAACACUUGAUAGUUUAUCAUGUUGGAUUAUUGUGUUCUCUCUAUAAAUACUACCGAUCAAACUUUUUAAAUACAUGUUUUAUGUUUCUGAAAGAAGUCUCUUCUGCUCACCAAGACUGCAUUUAUUUGAUCAAAA
This is a messenger RNA of Megalobrama amblycephala (Wuchang bream), 1815 nucleotides long. RefSeq lists its product as uncharacterized. The record is from RefSeq and is a predicted model, not a curated record. The coding region runs from base 530 to 1621 and encodes 363 amino acids. The transcript is spliced from 2 exons. NCBI's taxonomy places the organism in Eukaryota, Metazoa, Chordata, Actinopteri, Cypriniformes, Xenocyprididae.